AUGUACAAAAACACCUCUCUGAUUGCCAACAGCGUGAAAGUGGCAUCCUCCGGCCAUGGAAAGCCCACAGUUUUCCACAAGCAGCCGCCUAACAAGUCCAGUUGUUGCUAUGAAGUGAGUAAACCCAUUUUGGUUGCCAGCGUCGCCUACCGGUACACCAGCUCAGCUUUAACUGCUGAUACCUCAAAGGACUCCGUCUUUGACCUUACCAAUGACGCCGACAACCUCGUUUUGGCUAUCAACAAUGAUGCUAACAGUAUCACCAUUGCCGACGACCAUGAGCAAACUUUGGUCUACGACAACAACCAGAAGAGCUGUAAACCACGGCGAAUGAUCUGCCCUUCUACCAACGUCUGUGAGCUAAUUUCUCCCUUAGCAUGUGCCCGUGCCAGCCGCUCUUCCUUGGCCGUCGAUACCUACAUGAAAGCCUCUUUUCUCGUCGACAAGCCCAACACCCAAUACAACAACGAUGUGACAACCACCAUGUUUGAAAGCAUGCUGGCUAUCGACGUCUACAACAGAAAGAAGCCAUCUUUGAGUUUCAAAGAUGGCAGCUUGAAAGAGCCACUUUCCAACCAUGGAACUACAGCAAUAACUGCCUCCUCCUCCACCUCCACGGAGCCAUCUUUUAUAUCUUUGACUCCAAUCCCGACAACCAACUGCUCCUCUUUGGAGCCAACACAAUGA
This is a messenger RNA of Seminavis robusta, 687 nucleotides long. Lineage: Eukaryota; Bacillariophyta; Bacillariophyceae; Naviculales; Naviculaceae. The record is from the annotation of a GenBank genome assembly.